UCGCGCCGCUUGUCUUAUUGUGAAAGUGUGACAGCGGACGUAGAGGGUGAAGCUCCGUGCUGACUGCAGGUUCAGAUGUCGACCAUCACUCCGGAUAAAGCUCCUCAUCUCCCAAAAGUCUGGAUCGCACUGAGGCGGUUCGACAGAAACGUGAAGGGAUCAGGGAUCAUGUCCACAUCAGGUGAGAGGACAGCAGCAGCUGACUGUGACUAUGAAAGAGUGGUGGCUCUUCGAGAAGUGUCCUUUCCUUCAGCCACUGAUACCACAACGAUCAUACAGAUUCUCACCAAUACCUUUGGGCUGAACGCUUCCAAUGUUGUAUUCAAGAUAAGGAACCACCGUGGCUGUCUCAUCCCCCUGAACAGCUCCAUCCCUGCUAACAGCAAGCACGUACCUUACGUGCUUGAGGUAGCCAAGAUUUUUCAGCAUGUGCAACCCAGGCCCAGAACCAUUCCCAUGAUUGUGAUCAACAAGAGCAUGAAGACCAGACUGCAGACUAUUGACAGGAGGAUUCAGCGACUGAACGACCUUCUACCUCAAAUCAAACUCAGGCACAAUGAAAAGCUCACUCAGGAGAUUGAAUGUCUCAGCCAAAAGUUGAAGUUUCUCCAUAAAAGAAUGCAGGUGGCAGAUUCUCACAGCUGGAAAGGCGUGCUGACCAGAGCCCCUCUGUGGUGAACGUCCACGUUUCCAGCAGACGGAUCGCGGCCCGACGUCAAGCCUUGUCUACAGCGUGUUCACCCACAUCUGUCAUUCAUGUGGAGAUUUCAAUCACAUGCAGUGGUCAGUCUGGUGGGAAUCUGGACAGAAUAUCUUCUUUAUACAUUCAAAUCACAUGCUCACCUUCUCUAACCUUCAGGGUAUUGCUGAUAGAAUAAUUACAGUACUGUGCUUUUCUGUACAGCUCGACUGAAAAUGUAGUGAAAAAAUCCCUGUCACCUCUGUAUAAUUUAGUUGCAGCACAUAAUUAAGCACCAAAUAUUUUAUUCUUAUACCACAUUUUGAUUUUUAGUGAAGCAUUUUUUCAUCAACAGGUGUCUUCUGGCUGGAGACGGCAUAAAUAAAACAGUAAGAUGUGUUAAAGAUGCUAAUGGUGAAACUUAACUCUACUGUAUGUUUUUGUUAUUAUUGUUCUUAUUUUACCCAGAAAUGCCAUGACCACAAUUAUUCAUGUACAUUCUAAUUGGCAGAUUUUGUUCUUAAUUAAAUACAGCUGUUUGGUGAA
Acanthochromis polyacanthus (spiny chromis) is the source of this 1225-nucleotide messenger RNA. RefSeq lists its product as uncharacterized. Bases 76 to 678 code for a protein of 200 amino acids. The transcript is spliced from 10 exons. The record is from RefSeq and is a predicted model, not a curated record. NCBI's taxonomy places the organism in Eukaryota, Metazoa, Chordata, Actinopteri, Pomacentridae.